UUGCAUACCUUGUCAGACAACAUAUUAAGUGGAGUGGUAACAUUUAGGGAAAUCGAAACACUGUUUGGGGAGCUAUACCACGACAGAUAUGACAUUAUGAGAAAAGAGAUAACACAGAUUUGUCGGGAUGGAGAUUGUGUAGAUAAAAGAAUCGACCAGCUUAAAAAGUUCCGAAAUUACCUGACAAUGAACGACGUAGCACGUGUUAUGGUAGACUUAAAAGAAACAUAUGACAUGAAAGGAAACUUUGGUCCCUUUGAAAACAUGCAAAGUCAUAAAAAUGAGGACCUCGCUUUUAAAGACUUUGAAGAGUCCCUUUCCGAAGUUGGUGAUUUGUUAGAAGGAAUAACUCAAGAAAGAAUAAUUAGCCUUCAAGCCUUCAUACAAUCUCACAAGCUAGUUAAAUGGCUUAAUGACUCAAUGAAAGAAUUUGGAUUGAAAGAAUUCAUUGUAUUUGUUGAUCUUGCAACAAUCUCUGCUGGCGAGAGUACCGAAAAAAUGGCAAUGGUUAAGAGCCUUCAUGCUGGUGUUAUUGCCUAUUCCCCACUCAUAUUUGAUAUGUCACGGAAAGAUGAUUACAGAGAUGUAAUACAAAAAUGUCAGAAAGUUUGGGAAACUUUAGAGGAGUCACCGAAUAUAAACGAAAGCCUUGUGUUUGCAAACCAACAUUUAGAAUGGUUCAAACAUGUAAAAAAUACAAAAGGAGUGGUGGAAGUUACAUCUUUUAUGGAGGCAAAUGCUAUCAAUGACUUUGGAAUAUUUACAAUCGGGAAGAAUGCUGGAACACAUGUUCAAAAUGGAGAUCAUGAUGUUACUUCAAACACAGCGUUGUCUCAUGUAAUCAAAUUGACAGUUCCCGCUGACAGAAAAGCGGGUAGGAUAGAAGCUAGGGAAUACAGUUUGAGUGAAUUAGAAGAGCUUCAAAGCAAACUUAUACUUGUUGCUGGUGAGGCAGAAAAAGGGCAAGCAUGUGUGGAAAGAUUUUCUAUGGUACUUGAUGGUGUUAUACGACUUAGUCAAGUUUACAUAAGACUCGUGUCAUCCGGUUGUGUCAUAUUCACCAACUUUGCAAUAAAGCUGUUUUGUGAACCAAAUCUAAAUACACCAGUGUGCGUUAUUCUCGAGUUCAAAAAUGGUGACGAACUAACACAAUUAAAGUGUCGAAAAACAACAGAUGAACGCCUUGAGAAUAUUAUGCCGAAAAUAGCAUCACAAAUGGAGAAAUGUUUAGCAAAUUGGAUUACAUUUGUUAACGAAAAGCGAACUGAGUACCUUCAUCUCAACUACUACACAAUGGACCAGUUAGUGAUCAUUCAGAAAGAGAUUGCAAAUUUAUGUCUACAAAAAGAAACAUCACCUAAGCUUUUCCCAUUACUUCAGUGUGUAAAGAGCGAUUGUAAAAAAGAUGAUGUUAUCUGUGCAAACCAAAAAGCAGUGACAGAAAUUAAAGCAGACCGAUCAGAUAGAGAUUUGGAGCAAGAAUCAUCAAAUUUAAUGGAGAAAGAAGAUCCGAAACGAGACAAAUUUAUCAAAAAGCUAGUAAUGGCUAAAUUUGAAAGACUUAUACCAUUUGCAUUAGAGAAGUUUCCAAACUUUGAUAUUAGUAAAGCUUUGACUUGGUGCAUGAAAAACAAGAACAACGUUGAAAAAUUUGAGACCGAACGAAAAUCACGGUUGUCAAAAACUAGAGGAGAUGUUACCGAUGAUCUUGCAACUGGAGAUACCCAACCAACAGAUACCUUUGCUACUUGGAUGAGCAAAGCUAUGGCUAAUGAAGGUCAGUAUGACAAGUGUGAAUUUAUGCUACUGAAGUUCGAUAGAAUAUGGCAGGACUUUAUCCAGGCAAUCAUAUCAAAUCUGCAAGACUUCAUUAGUUUAAAACAGCUUGGAGUUUUAUUGCGACAUCUCGCAAAUGAGGAGAAAAAGAAAGUGAAUAGAACAUUUCCAGAUGGUUACAUAGAAUCUUCUCCAAAUCUAGUUAUUUGUUCAACUGAUGAAGUUCUACAAACUACGUUAUCGGUAUACAUGAUGGGCGAAACUGCUGAUGAUAUGCCACUUCCCCAAUCAGAUGAAGUGCUUAUGUGUUCAGCAAAAACGUCCCUCGAGCAGGUUGAUGUAUUCCUCAGGCGAAGCGUUUUCUUUGCAAAUGGAAAGAUUCAUUGCAUAGUCAAUGCUGAUUUAAUGGAAUUUAAUGUAUGUGAAGGACUGCAUGAUCUUCUUCAGGAAUACAUACGAAAAGUCGGUUCGGAUGUAAAGUACAGACUUAUCAUUAUAUGUGGGUCGGAAAAGGAGCAUAGCUUGUCAAUGAUUUCAUCUCUUGAAAAAUAUCGGAGGACUCCGUUUAUUUUGGAUCCUGGGCGUGUUAAAACAAACAUACAGAAUAAACUUCGAGUUGACAUAAAAUGUGGGGCUGCAUCAGUUGACUUCGACAAAUCAACUGUUCGACUGGUUCAGUCACAGAGAAGUGGCGUAGGUAAAACACUUUAUAAGAAACGCAGAGAAGAAGAAUUAAAAAAGCUGAAAAACGUUGAUCAUUAUGAAGGAAUAACACUUCCGCUGCACCAAAAGAAAAUCGACAUUGAUAAUUUCAUCGGGCGUCUUCUAAGAUACACAGAGGGACCUGAUUUUUCAGAGCCUCGUUUAUUUCACAUCGAUCUCACACAUGAGAGUACGUUUACAAACAGCAAGCAUCAAAUGUUGAACUUCUUACCUUCUGUAGUGUGUCGAUCUCCGCAGGAAAGUGUGACAGUGUACCAAGACAAAGAGAUAAAUGGUUAUGUAGAAACAGAUCAACUUUUUGACGAGGUACUUUACAACAGUGAUCUUUAUCAGAAACCGUACAUGUUUCUCCGUGAACUAAGAGGACAGACUGGAACAAGAACGUCGAUUCAAGAUUGUUUGGAAAUUCUUCUAGGAACAUGCCGUGUGAAUGAUCCUUCUUGGUCAGAGUUGUACCACUUUGUCUCAUUCUUGCAUACACAAAUAAUCGACUUUGACAAAAAUUACUUUGUAAGUCAAGCAGCUGCAAGAGAUUUUCCCGGAUUUAGAACGUUUGUCAGAAAGUGUCUUUUACAAAUGUCGAAGGAUUUUUCAAGCCGGUCGUUGAAUAUGAGCGAGGAAUCAGAUGUAUUGAGUAGAGAAAAUGAUGAGAUAGACGAACUAGAAGAAUACCAAAUGAAAAGGACUUGGGAAAGCAGUCCUCAUCCAUAUCUGUUUUUCAAUGCUGAUCACAAUACCUUUACAUUCAUUGGAUUCAAUAUAGAAGCGAAAACAAAAAAACUUGUUGACAUACAAUCCGGAGAGGUACUAGAGGAGAAGGCAAUGGACGAUGUUCUCUACAGACAGCUUAAAGAAAAUGGUGUUCCUAUUCAAGAAAAUUUUGAUAAACUUUCAAGGUAG
This is a messenger RNA of Ruditapes philippinarum (Manila clam), 3399 nucleotides long. Its product is annotated as E3 ubiquitin-protein ligase rnf213-alpha-like. The record is from RefSeq and is a predicted model, not a curated record. The transcript is spliced from 20 exons. The coding region runs from base 97 to 3399 and encodes 1100 amino acids. Lineage: Eukaryota; Metazoa; Mollusca; Bivalvia; Venerida; Veneridae. Gene Ontology annotation, molecular function: ubiquitin-protein transferase activity; ATP hydrolysis activity.